This is a messenger RNA of Linum trigynum, 2530 nucleotides long. The record is from the annotation of a GenBank genome assembly. Lineage: Eukaryota; Viridiplantae; Streptophyta; Magnoliopsida; Malpighiales; Linaceae.
CUAAUGUUCCUCAAACCCGGCCCAACUUUAAAGCUUCUAUGGGAAAAAAACUAAACUUGGAUGACUGAAAUGAAAGAAAUAAUAACAUAAGGAACUGAACGGAGAAGGAAAGACAAAGAGAAAAGAAGGGUGGCCGUCGUUCUCUAUCUUAGCUAAAGGGUUUCAGCUGCCGGGGACCGUCUGAGAUACAAUUGAAAGGGAAAAAAGGUCGUCGGAAACAGAGAAGAAGAAGAAGAAGCUACUGCUCUCCCGCUCCGAGGUCUACUGAAUUGUCACCAUUUCACUGUCGCCGGGGGAGAUAGGGAAGGAUUUCUAGUACUUGUUCCUUGUCAGAUGUCGCAUAGAUAAAGAAAUUGGAGAGGGAAGCGAAAAAGCAGGUCUUUGGAUCCGAGAGAGAGAGAGAGACCAGUCAUCGGAUUCUACUGUUCCCGCGGCGACAUUGCCCCAUCGCCGAGCUACACUGUGUGGGAGGAAGCUAGAGGCUGAAUUGGGUCCGUUGUGAAAGUCUGACUACUUGUCGUCUGUAUUGCUGUGAAUCGAGGGGAUAGCUGCUUUGAGACGGUAGCUGGAUUGCAAUUGAAUCAUCCUCUGCCCUCAAGACUGGGUAUCUUUCUUCUUCUCCUCCUUCUUCUUUAUAUCUGAUUCUCAUUUCUCUGUGAAUGUUCCUUGUUUCAAAGUUGAGAAAUGGAGCAUCAAUUGGCUUCUGGAAAUUCUUUAUCAUAGUUUGGCGAAUGACGGAUCAACGCAAUGUUGGUAGUCUAAAGGUUUUGAAUUUAGUGACUGAAGUUACUGUUGGAUUCCCGUGCUGGCCAUUCGUUGCAAUACAGAGUUUAAUCUUGAGAUAUGGGUUUUUUGUUUCUGAUUUUGAUAUGUUGAUUGGAUAUUUGCAGAUAGUAAUAGGUAAUGGUACCAUCUACCAACGAUGUAGAUGAAACAGUUGAAAUGGAGGAGGAGACUUCAGAUGAUGGACAGGACACAGCUGCACCACCAGAAGCAGUUGAGAUGGAUGAGGAGAUUUCAGAUGAUGGACAGGAGACAGCUGCACCACCAGAACAUCAAGAAGAAGAUGAGCCAAUCUUCCUAGAACCAUGCGAGGGUAUGGAAUUCGAUUCAGAAGACGCUGCAAAGAUAUUCUACGACGAAUAUGCACGAAAGCUGGGAUUCGUCAUGCGUGUGAUGUCAUGCCGUCGGUCUGAAAGGGACGGGAGGAUUCUUGCUCGUCGGUUCGGCUGUAACAAGGAAGGUCACUGUGUUAGUGUUCGAGGCAAACAAGGUAACGUUCGAAAGCCACGACCCAGCACGAGGGAAGGAUGCAAGGCUAUGAUUCAUGUCAAGUUUGAUAAAUCCGGGAAGUGGGUGAUCACGAAGUUUGUGAAGGAACACAAUCAUCCGCUCGUUGUUGUUGCACACCGUGAAGCCCGCCAAACAUUGGAUGAGAAGGACAAACGGAUUCAAGAGCUGAGCAUGGAGAUACGAAACAGGAAGAGGUUAUGCACGGUGUAUCAGGAACAGCUAUCCGCAUUCAUGAAGAUCGUCGAAGACCACUGCGAUCAGAUAUCGACGAAAGUGCAGAAUGUGGUGAGAAAUAUCAAAGAGUUGGAAUCUAUAGAGUAGGGACCUAUGGCUUCUUCUGCAGGAUAGAUAGUUUGCACGGGUUUUCAAGUCAUCUUAUACGAUUAUUUUCCUGCAAGUAAAAUGCAAUGUGAAUUUGUCAGUCAACUAAACAGAAGACUUGUGUAACAACCAAUGACAGGUUCACUCAUCUUGUAUAUGUUUACUUCAACUGAUCUUGAUUACCACUUCUUUCGUGUAAAAUUCUUAAACUUUGACAUGAAUGAUAGAACUUAUGGGUGUGAUUUGGCUAUGAUGGAAUUUGAGAACACAAAUUCGUUCAAAAGCUAAGUUGAGUGAUUAAUUUGUACAUGUCCCUAAAUUAUAGUGAGCGUUUGUGUAAAUGGCUAAUAAUCAUGUCCCCUUAUUUCCUGGCUCAUGUUAAAAGGAAAUUAUUUUGUCUCCUUCUAAUGAUUCAUUUUUUUCUUCAUUUGUUUAAUUUUAGGUUUUAUCAUGCUAGCAUGGUGAAUAAGAUUUCAUAAAUCUCCAAAAGUAAUGCUUUCUUUUUGGCUUUUCAUGUGUGAUUCAACCAUUUUAAAAUUGUAAGUUGUAACCCUAAUAAAAGAUUAACCUAGACACCCAACAUCAUUGAUUCAAUGGUCAUCAUCAUGAAACUACCAAUUACCAAUCCCUCUACAUUAUAACCACAAUUAUCAAAAUUGGUUUAAACUCAUCCAUAAUACGUUGUCUUGAUCUUAAGAGUUCGCAACUACUACUUCUUUGACCUACCGUAAUGAAUUUCUAUAUUACUAUUACAAUUAAAGAAGGAGAAAAUCAGUAAAUAAUUGACUAGACUCGAACCCAAUACAUUACCAUAAAAAAAAAAAGCGACAAUGAAUUCAUGACACUCCAAUCCUACUCGCUAAAUCUUGUUUUAUUAUUAACAUUCUACAGGCUAGAAUAAGGAGAAAGCAUUAAA